Messenger RNA from Mesorhabditis belari, 3624 nucleotides. NCBI's taxonomy places the organism in Eukaryota, Metazoa, Nematoda, Chromadorea, Rhabditida, Rhabditidae. The record is from the annotation of a GenBank genome assembly.
AUGGAUCAAAACAAGCAGCGCCUGCAACAGCACCUCCUCACCAGCUUCUCCCAAGGUUUUCCAGGUCUUUCAUCAGGAGCCACAAACAAUGACUUAUUAUCGCUUCAACUUCUUUCCGGUCUCUCAGCACCGAGUCUUCUUCAAGCUACACCCACUCUCUCCACAAAUGAUCUCACCCAAUGGGCUGCCGCACAACAACAAUCACAAUGGCUCGUUGAUCAACAGGCCAAAGUGGCAGCGGCGAUGUUUGGUGGAAUGGGGAUGUUUGGUGGGAUGAGCGGUGGGAUGAGCGGUGUGAAGGGAAUGGAUCUGACUAACAACACCGAUUUGACGAAAGCUUUCGUCUCAGCCUCUACCGCAAAAGCCACCUCAGCCAAUCCGUCGCCCACGAUUUUCCCCACAAUGUCUUCACUAAGAAAUGAGGUGCUAAAUGGAGCACAUUUAGGAACACCAGUUAAUAUUGAUGGAGUCGACGGCUCACCGGCUGGCCCAAGCUCGGCCAAUCCCGGUUCACACAAAUCAAUCUCUACCCCAAACGAUAUUGAUGUCGGAGCGAUUAGUCAACCGAAUUCCCAAGCUGAUCAAGGAAAACACGAGAGUCCAUCAAGAAAAUUAUCACAUAUGAUCAAUCGACAAGACAUGGAUCUUCCAUCAACAACUCUGGGUCAUCAAUAUUCUCAUUUCGAUUUCCCGAGCACUUCCUCAUCAUUCAUGCAAAAGGAGAAAGAUGACGGGCAAAAGGAAUCAAAUGAUCCAUGGGCAACACUUGAUUUGAAUGAUAUUAAUGAUUUGUUGACUGUCACUGGGACAUCAUCUUCCACUUAUGAUUCAACGAAUUUGGAGUUUGAUAAAGAGUUCGAGAAGGUCUUCUCGAUUGUGCAAAGUCGGGAUGGUGCUAGACGGGAAUCGAUCGACAAAGACCGAGAUAAGGACAAAGAUAAAGACAAGGAUAACUUCGAUUUCGGGCUCCUCGAUGAGAAUCCAGCGCUGAGUCCUGUACAGUUCACCCCACCCGAUUCCCCGACUCACGAAGGGAAUGCCACCGAUUUGACCGCUUUGUUUUCAAUGGGCGCAAGUCCGCCGAAAAUCUCGAAAAAGGAAAUCGUUAAACCGACAAAAGUCUCCUCAAUGAAAUCAUUUCUGCCAUCCGUUCCUUCAACAUCGACUCAAAAUGAUUUAAUGAAUCCUAUGGUGAAAACAUCUCCACCAAAGAAAGAAUCGAUCUUCAAGAAGAAGGAACCAAUCUUCCGAAAAGAGUCGAGUAUUUUCGCGAGAAAAAGCAGCAAAGCUCCUGUUUAUAAGCAGAAGUCAACAACAAUACUUGAUUAUAAUGAAGACAAAGGAAAGAAGAUAGAUACGAAAGAUGAUGAGUACUCAUUCACCGAUGAAGAGGAUGAUAUGACUGCAAUGGUUGAAGAGGCGAAGAAGGAAAAUCGCUUACAAGAAGAGAUCCAAAAACGACUCACCCAAACCGGACCCAACUCCACCAACAAAAGCGUCUACGUUCCGGGAAUCGGCUUCGCUGCUCCAAAAGAGCAACCCGUACAAGAACUCUGGAGCCACGUUGUACCGAAGAAAAGAUUCGGAGCUGAAGGAUCGAAGACUGGAAUCCCGCCGACAACCCUUUUACCACCAACAGCUCAAGUGGAGACACCGAGUACAGCUACCGUCGUUAUUCCGGAGAUCUUGACAUUGGCGGACACAAUUCGAAAACGAAAACAGGAAAGAGAGAAGAAAGCUUUCUGCAAGACAAAAAUUUCGAAUGAUUGUUAUUGUCCACGAGAGAAUGGGAUCAUUCAAGUCUUCGAUGGGAAGCCAGUCGAACCCGGCAAUCUUCCACCAAUUCCCAAGCUGCGAAUCUCCCGAAAGAUCCUGGCCCAAUUCUCGGAAGAACCAAACAAUCAAUCCGAUGUGGAAAAUUACCAGAUAACAAGAAAAAUGAAAAGAAGAAGAAAAACAACGGAUGAGGAUUCGGAUUGGAGAGGAUGGACAGGGAAUAAGACGAGGAAACAACAAAGGAAAGAAAGGAAUAUGCGGAGGAGGAGCAGUCGAUUAUUGAGCGAACAACCCUACACAAAUGGAUAUGGAGGAGAGAGUUGUGAGCCACAAGUGGUCGUCGAAGAACUCUUCACAACGCAAGAAACAAAAGCCGAUUCCCUUCAAUCAGAUCCGGUGAUGAUGAGCAAGAAAGCUCGGCUGCUGCAACAAUGGCAAGAGACUGAGGCUGGGACAAAAGAAGAGGAAAAACCCCAGCCAUUGAACGGAACGCGACGGGACACCUCAUUGAAGAUAAAAAUAGUGAAGACGGCAAGAAAUGAGCAACAAAAUCAAGAGAUCAAGACAAGAUUGGCCGCUUUUGGAUCGGCUGAGGGACAUUUGCCGAAAGGAACCUUCGUUGUUUGCAAGAAAGAUCUCUUCAAGGAUGACUGUGCUCUGUGGAGAGUUGACAAUCAGAAUAUGCUGCAGAAAUACCCGCCACGAAUCGAUUCAGAAACGAAGAGGGUCACCUACAAGAAUAGUAGCACGUAUUCUGGCUGGUGUGAGCAGAUCGCUUCCGACUACGCAACAAUCGCAAUCCGAUACAACAAACAGACGAGAUCUGAAGCAAUUGUUGAGCCCGAAGUCCCACUAUCCGAUCUUUUCCCAGCGAUCACAGCUGAGCUCAAUGGAAGCACGGAGGCGUGUGCUGUUGUCAAGGAAGAUGAGCCGAAAGAUCCAAUCGAGAUGGACGCCUCAUUUCUGCUUGGUGAUCCGACACGAAUGACCCUUCACACUUAUAUCUCAGCCAUGCUCCAACACGUGCUCACCCUCAACUAUUUCAAAGAAGUUCGCGAGAAGAAUGAGUCACUUGUCUUUCAAUCGAUGGUCGACGUGGCAAGAAACAACAUGGAGUGCCUUGAAAAGUUGCGUUCAAAAGCAAAUUGGGAUGAUGAUUUUGAAGAAAAUCUGGACAAAUAUCUGCAGAUAACGAGCACCGAAUUGGACCUUCAAGAUAUCGAUUGUCAGGCCUGUCAACAAUGUUUGGCCACAAAAAUUGAGCAAUUCUUCGAUUUGCACCACUACAACCGGGAAACACUGCAAGCGAAGCAGAAGCGAUAUAACGAUAGUCCCCUGAGAGCAAGGGAGCUCUUCGUUUGCGAUUCAUGCCUUCAUUUGUCUCAGCUUUUUCAUAAAUGUCUUCACAUGAGAUAUUUUCUCUUUAAACAAUGUGAGGAUCGUUUGGAAGAAUUGGGGAAUGAGAGUCCCGAAUCGGCGCCGGAGAAACUGGUGGAAAAAGCGAGAAGCUCGUCGAAUUGGAUGCUAAAGCUCGUUCGUCAAAACGCCGAUUUAUGGAAGAAGAUCAAGAGCAACGAUUUUUUAAUCUAUUCAAUCAAUCAAUCAAAAAUGAGCGAUAUCACCCGUGACAACCUGGGACGCGCCCACGAUGCCCACACGGGGCAAUUCGUUUCCAAAGAGGCCGAUCAAGGCCAACGUGGCCGUAGCCCGAAAAUCGAUGAAGGAAUGAAACAUGAUGUGGUUGGACACGACACUAGCUCUGGCCACGAGGUUUUCCUCGACAAAAACGAUCGCGCGCAUGAUGUGGAAAACGGGAAAUUCGUCGCCGAUCAAAACGUUGACUAUCAG